This is a messenger RNA of Cuscuta campestris, 2546 nucleotides long. Lineage: Eukaryota; Viridiplantae; Streptophyta; Magnoliopsida; Solanales; Convolvulaceae. The record is from the annotation of a GenBank genome assembly.
UUAAUUAUAUAUAUUUAACUAAUAGUUAAAAUUUAUCAAUUUUAAGUGCCAAAGAUCAAAGUUGAACUAAUAUAGUAAUACUUCAUUUUGUUAUUGUAGUCAAUAGGUAUUCAAACAAUGGUAUAGAGAGGAUUUGUCUUCCCAUUUUCCCUAUAAAUCCCCCCCUUCCAUGCAUGCACCCUUUACACCAGCACAUUGAACAAAGUUUCAUAAAAAUAUAUCAUCAUAUCAAUUCCAUCUCUACAUCCUCAUCACCAUUAUAUAAUAAAAAUGGCUUCUAAAAUCCUCUCCAACUGCUUGCCCCUCUUCAUACUCAUAUUGGGAGUCCUUCGAUCCUCUCGGGUUUCUUCUCGACCUCUCGCUCCCUACCAUAACGACUCGUCCAUGCGAGCUCGGUACGAGCAAUGGAAAGCUCUCCAUGGAAAGGUAUAUUACACACUCCAUGCAAACGAUGAAGAACACGCCGACCAGCAACGCUUUGAGAUAUUCAAAGACAACGUGAACCGAAUCGAGGCAUUCAAUGCCAAACCUGACAAGAGAUACAAGCUCGGAGUCAACGGGUUUGCAGACAUAACCAACGACGAGUUUCGCGCGAUGCGCGCAAGCGGUUAUCGCAAGAGGGUGGAAGAGCAGACAGUGUUGUUGUCUUCUGAUGGCUCGUCGACCUUUGACGAGUCGAAGAGAUUUAGGUACGAAAAUGUGACGAUGGUUGACGUGAUUGUAGACUGGAGGGACAAAGGCGUCGUAACACCCGUCAAGGACCAAGGCCAGUGUGGUUGUUGCUGGGCAUUUUCAGCGGUGGCCGCCGUGGAGAGUCUGAACAAGCUAAAAACCGGCGAGCUGUUAUCCCUAUCGGAGCAGCAGCUUCUCGACUGCGACAACGGAGAGAUAGGCUGCAAGGGCGGCCACAUGGGGACCGCAUUCACCUUCAUCGCGCAACACCGCGGCCUCGCCGCCGAGACGAGUUACCCCUACACCGCCCAACGAGGCACGUGCGACGCCGCGCCCGCUCCCGCCGUCGCGAUCUCGGGGCACGAGAAAGUCCCGGAAAAUGACGAAAAUGCCCUUCUGCAGGCGGUGGCCAACCAACCGGUGUCCCUGGCCAUCAACGGGGCCACAUUCAGUUUCCAGUUCUACGAGGAAGGAGUCCUCGACGACGAGGAAUGUGGGCCCGCCCUGAACCACGCCGUGGCGGCGGUCGGGUACGGGACGACUAGUGAGGGGGAGGAUUAUUGGCUGGUGAAGAACUCGUGGGGAAUGGCAUUGGGAAUCCUCCAUCAAACCUCUCCGGUUUCCUCCCGAGCCAUUGACAACUCGUCCAUCCGAGUCAUCUUCGAGAGCUGGAAAAUUCUUCAUGGAAAGAGUUACACACUCGCAAGCGAGGAACACGAAAGGCGUUUUGAGAUAUUCAAAGACAACGUAAACCGGAUCGAGGCUUUCAAUGCCGGACCGGGUCGGAGUUACAAGCUCGGAGUUAACAAGUUUGCGGACUUAACUAACGAGGAGUUUAGUGCCAUUUAUGCAAGUGGUUACAAGAGCCCAAAAGGGUUUCCGGCCUCAACCUCGGAGGAACGGUUCAAGUACGAAAGUGAGGCGGAUAGUCCUCCAACAAGCUUAGAUUGGAGAGACUAUGGUGCCGUAACAGAGGUCAAGUACCAAGGAGAGUGCGGUUGUUGUUGGGCAUUUUCGGCGGUGGCAGCCGUGGAGGGGCUCAACAAACUAAAAACCGGCGAGCUGGUAACGCUCUCGGAGCAAGAGCUUCUCGACUGCGGUGUCCCGCCGGAAGCCAAUCCCUGCAACGGCAACACCUUGCCGGACGCAUUCAAGGCCAUAACCCAUUUUGGCCUCACCCGAGAGACGGAGUACUAUGAGUACACCGCCUCCAAGGGGACCUGCAACAUAUACACCCCCCCUGCGGUCACCAUCGCGGGGUACGGCUUCGUCAGCCCUAGUGGGAACGAAGCCGUGCUUUUAGACGCGGUGGCGAACCGGCCCGUGUCUGUGGCCGUCAACGCGGCCACAUACGGCUUCCAGCACUACCAGAAUGGGAUCUUUGACGAGGAGUGUGACCCGGGGAAGCUGAACCACGCCAUGACGGUGGUCGGGUACGGGACCACCGCGGACGGGAAGGGUUAUUGGGUGCUUAAGAACUCGUGGGGCCGUGGCUGGGGCGAGGAUGGGUACAUGAGGAUUCUAAGGGGUUAUAGUGAUCCACGAGGGCUCUGUGGACUUGCUUCCGAGGCUUGGUAUCCAAUCUAGCUAGUCAUUUGUGUAAUUCUUUAAUGGUGCUUUAUUUGUAAAUUAGAAAAUAUGAAACUAAAUGUUCUCAUUAUAUAUGCUCGGUGUAACAUUUUUGUUAUGAUACAUUGUUGACAUUAUUUCCUUCCUUGCACUUUACGUUUAUGGUAUCAAUUACUACGUAGAACUAUGGCAUGAAUAUAUUUUUACGUUUUAUGUUAUUUUCCUCUUUAUAUUAUACUCCCUCCUCCGUUCUCAAAAAAAAUUUCUAUUUUGACCAAGUGUAAAAAUAAAGAAGUGUUAAAUUG